Messenger RNA from Puccinia triticina, 1032 nucleotides. RefSeq lists its product as uncharacterized. The record is from RefSeq and is a predicted model, not a curated record. Bases 1 to 1032 code for a protein of 343 amino acids. NCBI's taxonomy places the organism in Eukaryota, Fungi, Basidiomycota, Pucciniomycetes, Pucciniales, Pucciniaceae. The transcript has 5 exons.
AUGACCAGUUCAUUCAGCCCAGAGAAGAAAUCAGCAAGUUUGAUUUUAAUCGAAGAAAAACUUCGGGAGGUCGAGGCCACGAUUAUAGCUGAUAGAAAGCGAAGAGAACAGGAAUUGAAGGCGUUCGUCGAUCAAGCUCGACGUAAUGGUGAAGCCAUCAGAAAGAUGAAAUCUCAGCAAAACUCCCCAAAACCAUCUAUUGCAGAUAACUCCCAACCACCGGAACCAAAUCCGUCGACGCUAGUGCCCCGUACCCGUGAUACUAAAGAGCUGCCUGAAACGAUUCUAUUCUUAUUGAGAGAUCUUUGGUCUCAUCUGGGUUAUUCUGGCGACUCGUUUGUGGACAUGCAAAUGGAAAUAAGUCGUGAAUUGGAUCAAGCCGACUUCGCUAGGUUCGAGAGGGAAAUGAUAUGCAAUGAAGUGAUUGGUGCCCGUGCUGAGAUCCACAUGUUAGGAGAGGAACGCACUCAACUGUUGAAGAGACUCGAGCUGAAUCGCGAAAACACCUGCCAAUUAGUCGAGACUCAAGAGCGAACAUACAAGACGUUGAUGGCCGAGCGGGCCACGUCCGCCAGUGUGAUCCGAGGCCUCGAGAAAGAAAUCGUAGAUCUGAAGGGAGAACGAGAGGACGCGCAGGAGCGGAUCGCGUCGUUAUCAAAUGAAUUGGAGCGAGCAGGGAAGAACAGAAUCGCGACCAUGCUGCACGCCAAAGGGGCCGAAGACCGAGCCUCCGCAGCCACCGCUACUGCCUUGGCCGCGCUUGAAAUGGCCAAUCACCAGAGAGAGACCGCCGGGCCAUCUAAGCCCACGACAUCUUGGGCUGCCGUGGAUAGCGAUGCGUUGAAGAAGAAGUUGAAGGAGCGCAUUCUGGAGGUGGAGGAGGAAAAGAUUGCUUCCCAAUUGGCCUCGGUCAAGGAGGAAAGGGAGAAGUUGAGCGGUCAAACGAAGGAGCCUUCGAGUGGAAAGCCCGAAACUAAAUCGCCGCUCUUGUCCGCCAUCUCGCAAUUGGUCCAUGAUGGACUGUUCAACUGA